This is a messenger RNA of Phytomonas sp. EM1, 3213 nucleotides long. The record is from the annotation of a GenBank genome assembly. NCBI's taxonomy places the organism in Eukaryota, Euglenozoa, Kinetoplastea, Trypanosomatida, Trypanosomatidae.
AUGCAAAGACACUUGACAACUUUUUCACACUGCUUUCCAAUUUUAACCGUAUUGACUCAGCGGCGAUUGCAGACCAUUAGCUCUUGCGAUGAGAACGGUGUAAUCAACCAGGAGCAUGUGGAAGUUUCGAGUAGUUUUGAGCACAAAGGCGCAUAUCUUAGCGAUUCCCUUCACUUGUCCAUCGGUGCAAGUGGAUCACCCGGAUUCACCAGUUUAGAUUUAACCACGCAGAAUGAGAUUCCGAAAUUCUCAACCUCCAUUGAGCCUUACAAAAGCCAUGUCACUGCGUUCCAUCACUCAAUCGGUGAAAAAUACUCAACCAGUUCCCAUGAAGUGCGAAAAACAAAUGCAAUUAAUAAGAAGAACCCCUUCCAGACAGAUAAAUUCACCGUUAUGGACUUUUCUUCAAUCAAAGCUGAUAUGAAAAACAUUAGGCUCUACUUUAAGAAAAUUUUUCCAAGGCUUCAUUUGUGCAUUGAUCAUUCUGAGGGUGAAGAUGUGCAGGGCAAUAAAACGCACACUAUUAGCUUGUAUCUAAAGGAAGCCAUACCCGGGAGUACUCUUUCAGCGGAGGAGGCAUCAGCUCUCUUGAAGUUUAAGGGUGACUCCAUCGGUGUUGGGUAUUUUGGUACUUUGAAAAGGGCCCUACGGCAAGCCUGCUCAGUGGCGGGGCUCCCACUGCCACCUGAGGACUUCAACAAAGAUCAAAUGUCGUCCAAAUCUUUGCUUUCGUUGUAUCUUGGAAUUCUACGUACGACGUGCACUUUGUUGAAGAUUUCGUUGAACUAUGAUAUCCAAGAGGGCGAGGAGCGGGUGAAGAUAAUCAUUCAGGAUGGUAAGCACCAACUAGCCUCGACGCAUGCAAAUCGACAGUUCACGUUGAGUCUUCUUUUUGCGGCAGCUGAGGCAGCAGCAAUCAAGACGGAUGCUGUACGUGCCGCAAAGAUAGCACAGCACAUUGCGAACUCGCCACUCGUGGUAAUACUUCCGGAUCAACAUAUAAGGCUGAAACAAGUGCUGCGCCAUCUGUUGAACUAUCACUAUGGUAUCUCGGGGGACUAUAUCUUCUUCGAUACGCGAGUGCUAACAGGUUCCCUCUUCCAAUGUCAUGUGGUUGUAAAGCUCCCUGCACACCUCAUAGAUACUGGCCGCGAUACCGUGCAAAAUACUUCUAUGGAGUCUUCCGAACACAAGAUUGUGCUGGGUUCUUGUGUUGCCAACGGCAGGAAGCUGGUUGAACGCCUCGCCUGUGUAUUGAUCCUUGAGAAUCACUUCACUACAAUCUUUAGAGAGCAGCUUGCGUUUCACCCCAAAAUUAAGGAGUUAAUGGAACAAGCAAAGCAACUGCAGCACACCACUGCGGUCCCACACCUGACUCAUGGUUUAAGUAAGCUGCUAGAGUGGGCAUUGAAUCGUGAAGGCAAGCGGUUUGAAAUAGUCUUUAGUUGUCUACAACCCAACAAAACCUACAAUGAUAUUGGAGUGCACGCGCGGCUCAUGUGUUGGAGGACCUCUCUAAGAUUUUGGAAUGGGGAUGAUAGCGAGCUGGUCGCCGUCGCGUACGAUAUCAAGAAGAAGAGAAGCGAGCUGAAGGCUAUCGCAAGCGCGCUUGCCAGGCGCUUCAGAACGCUCUGUGCGCAAGGGAUCGCUUAUGCGCAGCUUGAUAACCUCAUUGAUGCUGAUGGCAACCCUAGUUCAUGUGAAGGCGUCGAUUUUAAGAUUAUACUAGCUUCAGAAGAUGAAGGCCUCAACAAGUUGCAGUGCGCCGAUCCAUUUCUGAGCCGAAUAAAGUCGCAACCAGUACAGGAUCUGAUUGCCGUCCCCUCUCAAUCGGAGCCAUCCCUGUUGUCGUUGUUCAGGCGUCUCAGCACGGCGUACGAACAGCACCUUGCUAAGGUGGACCUCACCAGUCCCUCGCCGGCUACCACGAGGUUUCAUGUACACGAGGUGGUGCAAUGGGAUGAGAAAAGGGCCCUCUGGAGGGCGUCUCUUUACGCAGCUGUGGACCCCCAAGCCCGCAGUGUAGAUACGACUGACACCGCCGAGAUCAAUGUAGUAGAAAGCACUUCUACAUCUUGUCGUACGCUUCUAUCUGUAUCCACAUCCCGUUUUCAAGUGCGCGCUCUUCUCCAGAUGUACUACGGUUGGCUCAAAAAAAUGACCGAAAGUCAAUGCUCUGAUGCUGAAGUGAUCUUUAUCGAGUCUAAAAUCGCACAGGAGACGGUCGACUCGAUAAUGGCACAUAUCAGAACCCUUCCAAGGGUGUUUGUGGAAGACAAAAUAAUAGAGCCCGUUUUAACGGCAGUCAGUAAGCUCUAUGGAGUAGGAGUGCAAAUACGUAUGAGCAAUCGCACCUUUGGCAACUUAGUCGAGUUAUGGGGUCGCGCAGGAGAGUCUGCCGGACUCAAAAAUGAGGAUAACGCUUUUCUUUUAGACACAACGGAGGAGGACCUAAAGCUUCCAAACGUUGUUGGGGCACAAGCUGACACUUGCAUACCUCUUGGUCAGGAAUGCUGUUCAUCGCUUACCAAUGCUAUCAUUCAAUGCUGCCAUAACGUGCAUGUGGAACAUAUCUUGCCAUGGUUUAGCCCCCUCACUAGGCUCCCGCUCUUUACAUCUCAGUUUGAACUUGUUGUGUGCGGACAGUCUAAGCUCGCUGAACUGGUAAACGUCGUAGCUACAGAGAUCGAGCUUGCGUCGAGUGAUGCACGUUGCGUCUCGAAGCUUAUGGUUCACUAUAAUAGAUUUUCCAAAAAUGCAUUUAAAGUCGACUUUUUGAUAGCAUCCAAAGAGAAAGAAGUUUUGAUGGAGACGGUUCAGGCCAGCAAUUUUAUAUCAGCCCUUCAGAUGCUUUGUCAAAACAUUAGUAAGGAGAUUGGUUCGCGGGUCGAGGUGGUCCAGACAGACAGCCUUGUGUUGAAGCAUGCACGAAUGGUGAUAGAAUUGCAGAGUCUGUGUGGGAAAGCUUUUGGUCUGCCUUUGAAGCUUGAUAAUACUUUGCUUAAUGGUGAGUGGCAUUGCCGUGUCGGUUUGGAGCUUGACUCACAGCAUAGAUAUUGCCUUGCCGUCGCGAGCGCCACUCGAAAGAAUGAGGCGGCAAUCAGGGCUGCUUCCGCAGCUCUGAGAAGGUACUUUGGCGCUAGUGAAGAAGGGAUCAAAACAUCUGACACUCUAGUUCCAAUACAUGGUAACUACCUCUAUGCAGUUGAUUAA